Messenger RNA from Oryzias melastigma (Indian medaka), 2152 nucleotides. RefSeq names its product thymus-specific serine protease. Gene Ontology annotation, biological process: proteolysis. Gene Ontology annotation, molecular function: dipeptidyl-peptidase activity; serine-type exopeptidase activity. The transcript is spliced from 13 exons. NCBI's taxonomy places the organism in Eukaryota, Metazoa, Chordata, Actinopteri, Beloniformes, Adrianichthyidae. The coding region runs from base 230 to 1870 and encodes 546 amino acids. The record is from RefSeq and is a predicted model, not a curated record. Gene Ontology annotation, cellular component: endosome; lysosome.
UCAUUAUGAAGCAAAACCAGUUUCCUCACUAAGCUGACUCUGUCCUCUGCUGAGCAGUUUCUCUUUCACACUGUUCAUGUGGAAAACAGAGAUCAUGAGUGUUCAUCCUAUCCCUCACCUUGACAGCAUCUAUAAAAGCAGCUUUUUGAAGUGCUUGAGAAGCAUCAGCCCGUCAGUAGCAGAUCAACUGCAUUAUAGUUCAGCUUUAGGAGUCCUGAAGUGAUUGACGAUGCUUUGCUUUUCUGUCUGCUGCCUUGUGUCUCUGCUGUUCCUGAGCGCUGUAGAUUCUGGAAAAACUCUGAGGAAAAUCAAAGAGCAGCUGCAGAAGAACAAACAGUUGAAGUUCAUGAGUGAAGAGCAGCCCCUCCAACAGGUGGAGGAGUCCUGGCUUGAGCAGCCGCUGGACCACUUCAACCGACUGAAGGUUAAGACCUUCUCUCAGAAAUUCUUUGUGAAUGAGGCUCACUGGGACCGCCCCGAUGGUCCGGUGUUCCUCUUCAUCGGUGGGGAAGGACCCAUCUUUAAAUUUGACGUGCUGGCAGCACUUGGUUUUAUAACUACCAAUCAGACCGUCAUCAGUCUAUUGUUUUUCAGUUGUUCAUAUGUUUUAAUGCCAAGUCUUGGGGACAAAUUACAUUUUUUUCAGUCUUUAAAUCUUAAUAUCUUUGCUGACAUUUUUCCAGGUCAUCACGUUGAAAUGGCCCAACAGCACAGGGCUCUGCUGCUCGCGGUGGAACAUCGUUUCUAUGGCGACAGCAUCAACCCAGACGGCCUAAAAACUGAGAGUCUGGCCGACUUAAGUAGCCAGCAGGCGCUUGCAGACUUAGCUGCAUUUCAUGGUUACAUCUGCCACAAAUUCAACCUGACCAGCAGGAACCUGUGGGUCAGCUUUGGAGGCUCUUACUCUGGAGCUCUGUCUGCCUGGUUCAGAGGAAAGUUUCCCAAUCUGGUGUACGCGGCGGUGGCCUCAUCUGCUCCUGUCGAAGCAAAGCUGGACUUUUCUGCAUACAAUCAUGUUGUUGGUCUGAGUCUGAAGAACACGGCUGUGGGAGGCUCUGAAAAGUGUUGGGCUCAAGUGCAGCAGGCCUUUGCAGCUGUGGAAGCAGAGCUUAUCGCUGGAAACUUCAGUCAGCUGGCUGCAGAUUUUAGCUGCUGUCAGAUUCCCCAAAAUCUGGACGAUCAGAUUGAACUGAUGCAGAACUUGGCAGGUGUUAUUAUGGGAGCAGUACAAUACAACGAAGAGGGAGUGCUGAUGUCUAUCAGUGAGAUAUGUGACCUCAUGACCAACAUCAGUGGAGAACGUACAGAGAUGAAACCCUACAGCCGCCUCAUUAAACUCGCACAGAUUUACAGAUCCUCCACUGAGGAGAAAUGUCUGGACGUUUCCCAUGAGAAAACCAUACAAGACUUGAUGGACAUGUCAGUCCACAGCAGCAGGAGAGCCGAGAGACAAUGGACCUACCAGACCUGCACCGAGUUUGGCUUCUACCAGACUUGCGAGGACCCCACCUGUCCUUUCUCUGGCCUGAUAAACCUGCAGGCUCAGACUAAACUGUGCACUGCAGUCUUUGGAAUUUCCCAGCAUUCUUUGCCCUCACGCAUCGCCUUCACUAACAGCUACUAUGGAGGAGAUGAGCCACACACACACAGAGUGCUUUACAUCAAUGGAGGGAUUGAUCCGUGGAAAGAGCUGUCAGUGGUUCAGGGAGGAGGAGAGGUUCAGUCCGUGUUCAUUGAUGACACUGCACACUGUGCUGAUAUGUCAAGUAGAAGAUUUGCAAAGCGGGAUUCACUCAGGAAAGCUCGGCAGGAGAUUGAGAAACAGGUUUCAGACUGGCUGAGGACAGCUUCUCUGGAGAAGAUGGACUAAGGAGCAGAUGGCAUUAAGCCUUGAUCAGCCCUUAUCACUGUCCUCUGGAGCUGAUAAGGAAUGGAUGAUAAUGUGACCUGCUCUGCUCUGCUUCUCCUUCCCCUCCUUCUGCUUUCCUUAUGUCUUCUAAUCAUUCUCCAUCUGGAAAAUCUAUAAAAACAACGCUUUCUCCUUUUGAUUCCUAGAUUUUGAUUUUAAUAUUUCCUCACUUUGUAUUUAUAAAUGUUUAUUAACGAUUGUUUUAUGUUAAAUGUUGUAUUAAAAAGCCUUUUGUCGUGCUGA